UAGCUGCAGGAAGCAUUAAGAAAGGAAAAGACUGCAAACAGGACGCGGUAUACUCACUCUCUUCUCUCUUUAGCCGUUGCUGAGGACGUCUUUGCCCCUAUGGCUUCUCAGAGGGGGGCUUUUCCCACCGGGUCACACUUUUUCUAGUGCGCUCCUUUCCUAAUCCGGAGCUUUCAGCUCUUUUGAACCCGUGCUGUUUUUCCUCUUUCCACACACUGUGCGUAAUUUCUAUCCAGGAUCGAGGGGGGAACAAAAAAGAAAGAAAAGAGAAAGGCGACAUCACAACAACACGAGGACGAGGAAUCAAGAAAGAGAGUUAAAAACGAACUGAGGGGGGGAAAUGAAAGGCGUCUUGGAUAUCUGCUGGGUUUUCCUCACGCUGCACACUCCCGGCGUGCUGUCCUUGUCCACACAUGUAGCAGUAAUUUACCCCCAGGACCCCGUCCUCCGCAUGGGGUCCAACCUGACCGCCAGCUGCUGGGUCCACCCUGACCUCGGCCACCACGCCAGCUCCCUGUUCUGGACGCUCAAUGGUCGGCAGCUUCCCGGCUCCCUGUACAGAGUGCUGAGCCCGACUAACCUCAGUGUGACGCUGGCCGGACUCAACGCCUCCAGGCAGACGUCCGGCGACAACCUGGUCUGUCACAACCCCAAAGGACACAUCUUGGCCGGCUCCUGCCUCUACGUCGGCAUGCCUCCGGAGAAGCCGGUCAAUCUGACCUGCUGGUCCAGGAACACCAAAGACCUGACUUGCAGCUGGGCCCCCGGAGGAAAAGGAGAGACUAACAUCAGCACACAGUACACUCUCAAGUACAAACUCAGGUGGUAUGGCAAGGAGAAGGAGUGUGAGGAUUACACUCAUACGCAACCUUACUACUGCAGCAUCACGCGGGACCUGCACCUCUUCACGCCCUACGAGAUCUGGGUGGAGGCCUCCAACCAGCUGGGCCAGGCCACCUCCGAUGUCAUCACCCUCGACAUCCUAGACGUGGUGACCACGGACCCUCCGUCAGGUGUGACUGUCAGUCGUGUCGGUCAGUUAGAGGACCAGCUGAGCGUUCGCUGGGAGGCUCCGCCCGCUCUUAAAGACUUCCUGUUCCAGGCCAAAUACCAGAUCCGCUACAGAUUGGAGGACAGCCAAGACUGGAAGGUAAUGGAUGACGUUGGGAAUCAGACAUCUUGUAGAUUGGCUGGACUGAGACCUGGAACUGUGUAUUUUGUCCAGGUUCGCUGUAACCCUGUGGGCAUCUACGGCUCUCGCAAAGCUGGGAUCUGGAGCGAAUGGAGCCAUCCUACUGCUGCAUCCACACCACACAGUGAGCGGCUGAUAUCGGGCUCCUGUGACUCAAAGUCCAGCGGGGACUCCAACUCCACCCUUCGCAGGGAGCUGAAGCAGUUCUUCGGCUGGGUGCGGAAACACGCCUACGGCUGCAGCAGCAUGUCCAUGAAGCUGUACGACCAGUGGCGAGUGCUGAUGCAGAAAUCCCACAAAACUCGCAACCAGGUAGGUUCUCCAAGGGGAUAAAUCCUAGCACACACUGCUUUUACAAGCAGAAAACAAGUCAAGAAAAGAACUGAGUGGGUGUGUUUUUGUCUAUGUGUGUGUGUGAGUAUGUGUGUGUGUGUGAGAAAGAGAGAUUGUAUUCGUAUAUGGGAAUUAUAAGACUUUUUGCUCUGGACAUUUUGUGCAAAUACCAGCCGUGGCCGCGAGAGGACAGAAACUGUGGGAUUUUUCUCGGCAACAUGAGACGCUUUUUUCUGUCUGAAAAGGUGCAACUGAUCCUGGUAUCAUCGUUAACAACAGACCAUGUGGACUACUCUGCUUUCUCAAAGGAAGUUGAAGCAUGAAUAACUAAAUGUGCUCAAAGGUGAUCAAAAGUAUUGUGUGACCUUUUGCUGAGUUUCUUCUGUGGAUCCAAAGCACCAUCUAGUGGCAGUUCAGCAUCCAUGGAUCCUCCAUAUACAAGUUUUCACUGUUGUCCUGAUGAAAAAAGAAAAAAGCAACAGAUUAUCAUACAGUAUUUCUAAGUCAUGCUUUGUCAUAUAAGUGCCAAAAAUCGGUUCACCCAGCUUUCAUGUGUUUCUGAGCGACAGUAUGUGACUGAUGACGUGAUGGUGUUUGUGUAUGGAGACGUUUCACUGCCUUUAUUUUUGUACUGAAUUGUACCAGCAUAUUUAAAACUGUAUAAAUUUAUGUUUUAUGUCUUAAGUUAUGUUUAGUUAGUAAAGAAAUAUCAAUGACUGAAGUUGUUAUCGAUCUCUAUUGUUGUUGUAUAAAGAUGU
This is a messenger RNA of Anoplopoma fimbria (sablefish), 2283 nucleotides long. It is a transcript of the gene crlf1a, whose product is annotated as cytokine receptor-like factor 1a. Gene Ontology annotation, biological process: cytokine-mediated signaling pathway. The record is from RefSeq and is a predicted model, not a curated record. Gene Ontology annotation, cellular component: external side of plasma membrane. The transcript has 9 exons. The coding region runs from base 341 to 1525 and encodes 394 amino acids. Lineage: Eukaryota; Metazoa; Chordata; Actinopteri; Perciformes; Anoplopomatidae. Gene Ontology annotation, molecular function: cytokine receptor activity; protein binding.